Messenger RNA from Dromiciops gliroides (monito del monte), 9349 nucleotides. RefSeq names its product protein kinase C alpha (gene PRKCA). Gene Ontology annotation, molecular function: zinc ion binding; diacylglycerol-dependent serine/threonine kinase activity; ATP binding. Gene Ontology annotation, biological process: protein phosphorylation. The record is from RefSeq and is a predicted model, not a curated record. The transcript has 17 exons. Lineage: Eukaryota; Metazoa; Chordata; Mammalia; Microbiotheria; Microbiotheriidae. The coding region runs from base 68 to 2092 and encodes 674 amino acids.
AGCCUCCCCACUCCCUCGUCGGGCUCCGGCUUCCCCAGGGGAGGCAGGUGGUGGCUUGGGGGGGACCAUGGCCGACGUUUUCCCGGCCAACGACUCCACCGCGUCUCAGGACGUGGCCAACCGCUUCGCCCGCAAAGGGGCGCUAAGGCAGAAGAACGUGCACGAAGUCAAGGACCACAAAUUCAUCGCCCGCUUCUUCAAGCAGCCCACCUUCUGCAGCCAUUGCACUGACUUCAUCUGGGGGUUUGGGAAACAAGGUUUCCAGUGCCAAGUUUGCUGUUUUGUUGUUCACAAGAGGUGCCAUGAAUUUGUCACUUUCUCUUGUCCGGGUGCAGAUAAAGGACCUGACACUGAUGACCCCAGAAGUAAGCACAAGUUUAAAAUCCACACAUAUGGAAGCCCUACAUUUUGUGAUCACUGUGGCUCACUUCUCUAUGGACUUCUACAUCAAGGGAUGAAAUGUGACACCUGUGAUAUGAAUGUUCACAAACAAUGUGUAAUAAAUGUUCCAAGCCUAUGUGGAAUGGACCAUACAGAAAAAAGAGGGCGAAUUUAUCUGAAAGCAGAAGUCACAGCUGAAAAACUACAUGUCACAGUACGAGAUGCAAAAAACUUAAUCCCUAUGGAUCCGAAUGGACUUUCAGAUCCCUAUGUGAAGCUGAAACUUAUCCCUGACCCGAAGAAUGAAAGUAAACAAAAAACCAAAACGAUCCGCUCCACACUAAACCCACAGUGGAAUGAGUCAUUCACAUUCAAAUUAAAACCUACAGAUAAAGAUAGACGGUUAUCUGUUGAGAUCUGGGACUGGGAUCGAACAACAAGAAAUGAUUUUAUGGGUUCACUCUCAUUUGGGGUAUCGGAGCUUAUGAAGAUGCCAGCGAGUGGAUGGUAUAAGUUGCUUAAUCAAGAAGAAGGUGAAUACUACAAUGUACCCAUUCCAGAAGGGGAUGAAGAAGGAAAUAUGGAACUCAGGCAGAAGUUUGAAAAAGCCAAGCUUGGCCCUGCUGGUAACAAGGUGAUCAGUCCAUCAGAUGACAGAAAAUCCAACAUACCAUCCAACAACCUUGACAGAGUCAAACUCACAGACUUUAAUUUUCUCAUGGUCCUGGGGAAAGGUAGUUUUGGAAAGGUGAUGUUGGCUGACAGGAAGGGGACAGAAGAACUCUAUGCCAUCAAAAUUUUGAAAAAAGAUGUGGUGAUACAAGAUGAUGAUGUUGAAUGUACAAUGGUAGAAAAGAGAGUACUGGCUCUCCUAGACAAACCUCCUUUCUUAACACAACUGCACUCCUGCUUCCAGACAGUGGAUCGUCUUUAUUUUGUCAUGGAAUAUGUCAAUGGUGGAGACCUCAUGUACCACAUUCAGCAAGUAGGAAAAUUUAAGGAGCCACAAGCAGUGUUCUAUGCAGCAGAAAUUUCAAUUGGAUUAUUCUUCCUUCAUAAACAAGGGAUCAUUUAUAGAGAUUUGAAAUUAGAUAAUGUCAUGUUGGAUUCAGAAGGACAUAUCAAGAUUGCUGAUUUUGGAAUGUGCAAGGAGCAUAUGUUAGAUGGAGUCACAACCAGGACAUUCUGCGGAACUCCAGAUUACAUUGCCCCAGAGAUCAUUGCAUAUCAACCAUAUGGAAAAUCUGUGGACUGGUGGGCGUAUGGUGUCCUGUUAUAUGAAAUGUUAGCUGGACAGCCUCCCUUUGAUGGUGAAGAUGAGGAUGAACUCUUCCAGUCCAUAAUGGAACACAAUGUUUCCUAUCCAAAAUCAUUGUCCAAAGAGGCUGUUUCCAUCUGCAAAGGACUAAUGACAAAGCACCCUGCAAAACGCCUGGGCUGUGGGUCUGAGGGAGAAAGGGACAUCAGAGAACAUGCGUUUUUCAGAAGAAUUGACUGGGAGAAACUGGAGAACAGAGAGAUCCAACCACCAUUCAAACCUAAAGUGUGUGGCAAAGGAGCAGAAAAUUUCGACAAAUUCUUCACACGAGGACAGCCGGUAUUAACACCACCUGAUCAACUGGUCAUUGCUAACAUAGACCAAGCUGAUUUUGAAGGGUUCUCUUAUGUCAAUCCACAGUUUGUGCACCCAAUCUUGCAGAGUGCAGUAUGAAACUGACCAACAGGAACAAAACCCCCAAUUCCCUGGUCCCACCCACAGUGUUCCUUAAUUCCUAAAAUUUUAAGGUCUCAGUCUUGUUGCUUAUUCCACUUGGAGACCUGAAAAUUGUAGGGUUAGAAGUCUAAAUGUGAUCAACCAUUCAGGAUCUCACUUCAACCAAGAAACAUUGUCUUAGUGAAAGUUGAUAUAGUACCCAGUUUAGCCUUUUAGGAGCCACAGAUGGUUGUAUAUCACUCUUACAAAGCAAACAAAUUCUUAACCCAUUUUUGGUACGUUUUGAUAUAUUUUCUUUAACUUUCACCUGUCAAUUCUCAUCAAUAGAAUUCCUCAUUAUAGAGUUCAGGUUAGAACCCUCUCAUUAUCUGAUAGGCUGAGGAUUUCUUCAACUGAACAGUCUUUGGAAUGGUCGCAUGGAGAGCACAAAAAGGAAGCACUGUGUUGGGGGGUGGGGUGCCUCACUGAACCAGGUAUUCCCAUGGUCUUUGCUAGUUGAUGGAUAAUAAAACCUAGAAAAGACCAAGGAGGAAGAGGAGAGUACAGAUGAUGGCACAGUUGCAAGGUAAACAUUCCCAAGCAUUGGCUGUUCAUAACCCAACCACAGCCCAUCACCUCUCAGUUUUAAAAGACCAAAAAGAAAGAAAAGAAAAGAAAAUCAGACAUGUUUCAUGAAUCCAUCAUAUCAUGUCUGGCUGGUUUGAGUUAACUAGUUUUAAAUUGUAUUUCUAUUAUGAGGCCAAAUAUUUGAAGGACAAUGCUAAGGUAGCGUGUGAAAUCAUUUCAGAUCAGAAGUAAAAAUUCCAUAUUUAUGUUUGUGUUAAUCUCUGAGAGAUUAUUCUGAGAUCCAGGGUGCCAUUGUUAAUUAUGCCACUAUCCAAGAGCAUUGUCAGCCAAUCUCACAAAAGACAAUAUUUUGCUACUGACUUUAUUAACUUAGUAAGAAGCUGAGCUGUAACCCUUUUCCCCUUUUGUACUUAUUUAUUUGAUAGGCUGCAGUGUCGUUUAUGAAAGUACUAUGUACAAUAACUUAAUGAAGUAUUGAAUUAGACAGUCCGUCCCUACAGUUGGGAAACUUUAUCCUUUUGAGUUUACUUAGAGAGAAAACAAAAAAAGACUUCUUUUUCCAUUUCUGUUUCCCAUUGAAUGACUCACCUGGAGAUGUAGAAUCAGUUAGCCUGGAUUAAAAUCAGUUUCCCCCAAACAUUUAAUUUCUAGAAAGAAUUUACUAUGGUUUGCGUCUGCAUCAUGCAAUGAAUUUUGCAUGUUUAUAAUAAAUCUUAACCUAUACUGUUGAUAUAAUCAUAUGCAGUAUAAAGAGAGUAUUAUAAUAAUUUUAUAAGACACACUUUGUGUUAUAUUUGUGAAGGUUCUCAUUUCUAAGCAACUUCCCCCUUGUUUAGAUUCUAGCUUCAUGGUCUGCUGCCAUGAUUCUUUUCUCCUUCAAUGCAUCUCCUGCUGACUGUCACUGGUAUCAAGUAUAUUCAUUUUUUUUUAACAUAGAUCAGCUAUCCAAAAUGAAUGGCUACUUUACAUGAUUUAGUUGGGCUUUUGUUAUAUCUGUCUGCUUCUACUUAUAAAACACACACAUACAUAAAACAGCACAGAGAGAGAGAGAGAGAGAGAGAGAGAGAGAGAAUUUUCUAGGCCAGAAGAUGUUAUUUUUGACAUGACACACUUAUCUUCUUAAUGCAAUCAUCUCCUUGUUGGCUCAUGCACAAUAUUUCCUCUUAGAGUUGAUGAAAAGUGAUCAUUUCCGAUCUCAUAAUUUAUGCCAACUCAGGUUCUCUUUCAGCAUCUUGGUCCUCAUUUGUGUGAGUGACUUGUAGGCAAGGAAAAGGCAGAAAGGUUGCCUUCUUGGGAGGCAUGGGAAUGCCAGAAGCAUGCUGUUUGUACUGCUAUUUGUGAAACAAUUUGCUGUGUUUUUUUCUCACCAUGUAACAUGCUGUCAUGAGAACAAUAUUUGCCAUAUGAGAUUUAACACUGCAUCAGUCCCAAUAGUAAAGGGGUCCCCCAAUUGUGCCAAAAAAUAUUCCAUUCGAGAAUACAGGUUUCAUUAUGGCUACUGGUAGAAGAGCACAAAUGUUAUGAGAUCAUCCAAAAGCAAGGUAGUCAAAGGAAUUUAAAACUGUCUUGAUGACUCAAAAAUAUAUGAGCUACAGCCUCAGACACUUGACACUUACUAGCUAUGUGACCCUGGGCAAGUCACUUAACCCUCAUUGCCCUGCAAAAAAUAUAUAUACAUGAGCUAGAAGUAUCCAUUGGCUCUUGAAGAAGGUUGAUAGAUUUUCCUUUUCUUAAAGUGUUUCCCAGCCAGGUCUCUCUAUGCUUUUAUUACGCACAUACCACACACACCAUUUUUUAAAAAAAUUAAGUCCGCACAUGGCCCACUAAGAGCUCUCUGUGAUGUACUCUACCUAUAUUCCUGGGCUCUACAAUGCCUGGCAGGGGUGAAAGGACAAUCAGAAAUUAAGAAAGGCAGAGCCCCAGAAAGUGUGGUUCUAUAGCAGUCAGCUAUGGUUUCAGGCAUCUGUGCACUGAGACUUCAGAAUUCAAAAGGGACUAUGGAUUCAUACUAGAGUCUUGAUGGUCUAUGUACCACCAAGGACCAACUGUUCACAGAGUUGACUUAAUUCAAGAGUUUGAUUUAAACCCCUAGGGUGAAAACUAAUCACAAAGCAAAGAUAAAGAAGUAGUAAAGGAAGUGAUUAUCAUACAAGCUCUUAGAACCCACUAAUGGUUCCCAGGUCAUGUCACAGAGACAGCUCCUAAUUCAAGACCAUCCUUUUCAGAAAACAGAUCUAGAACCACAUUUGGAGGGGCUCUUUUGAUUCCCAUACAGAUUUCCACAUAAAUUUUUUUUAGGAAACACAGUCAGGCAUCUUAGCCUUUUUCUGUUCUUUGUUUAAUUCUUGUAGAUUUUAGAUCAGAAAAGGUACUACUAACCUAAGGGGGCAUCCCUUUGCUCUGAAUAAGAUUUUAGGCACAGCAAAUUUGCUGAAAAUGUUUUUUAAAGACCAUGAUAUAGAAGUCAAUUGGAGCAAGGUGGUUGGGGGUGGGAUUUGGCAUUAAAGAACUUAUGAUAUAUUGAAAUCUUUUGUGCUGAGGACGGAUGUUAGGGGCAGUCUUGGAAUGGCUCUUUCAGAGAAUAACUACUGAAAGCAAAGAAUUCUAUGGGCAGCUCUUAAGAAAGCUUUUACUUGGGGGCAGCUAGGUGGCACAGCGGAUAGAGCACUGACCCUGGAUUCAGGAGGACCUGAGUUCAAAUCUGGCCUCAGACACUUGACACUUACAAGCUGUGUGACCUUGGGCCCUUAUUGCCCAACCAAAAAAACAAACAAAAAAAUAAAAAUAAAAAUUUUAAAAAAGAAAGCUCUGACUUGCAAUAUCUGUUUACAAAAGAGUAUACAAGAAUUGACCAAUUUUGUGAAUUAUGUAUAAUUAUACAGUUAUUAAAAAUGUUAGAAUCAUAACAUCUCAGUUGAGCAGGCACUUUUGAGAAUAAAUUGAGUUCUUUAGAAGAUGAAUUUAAUUCAGCAAACAUUUAUUAAACCCCUACUUUAUGCCAGUUAAGUACUAUAGACAUAAGUCAUAUAUAAGAUGGCAUCUGCCCUCAAAGAGUUCACAAUCAAUGCCCCCUUGAAAGAAAUGAUUACCCCAUGCCAAUGAUUGGUGCAAUAGUAACUUGUACAGCCCAGUAAAUUACCACUGGGAAUGUCAUAUCUACCUGGUAGGCUCUGACUCAUUAUUUUUCUCUCAGAAACCAAAUGCCUUAGGAAAAUUUAAAAGCUAUCCAUACUGCUUAGCAUGGUUUCUCCCAGACACUAUUUGGUUUGGGUUUUUUGGUUUUUUGUUUUUUGUUUUUUUAGUGAGGCAAUUGGGGUUACACAGCUAGUAAGCGUUAAGUGUCUGAGGCUGGAUUCCCAGACACUAUUGAAUAGCUAUAAACCUUAAGAAGUUUAAUUCUGGGAUCCUGCCAUUUUUUUCUCCUGACUUCUCUUCAUGAAAGUUAAUGAGUGUUUGGACCAAGUAAAAAUUACACAAUGAAUCCUAGGUUUUAGUGGCAGGCUCAAAUCAAAUGAGAAAAUGAAAAUUGAAACAAAAAAUAAUAAAAGACAUAUAAAUAAACCAUUAAUAUGAAAUUCUUUUUUCUUGGUGCCUUUAUUCCUCAAUCCCUGUAUAAUACUUAAUGCAAAAUCUAAAAAGACCUUUUAGAUUGGACUUACUAUUUAAAUUAGCCAUUUAGAAGAACAUAAUGUCAUAACUGUUCAAGAAAACUGUUCAAAGAAUAUGAGAGACUGAGUGAUCAAAUUCAAUUAGACUGCAAGAGUAUUUGUUGAGUGUCAGCCAUAUAUUUCUCAUGCGCAGCAGUAAGGGACUCCAGAAUCUUCCAAGAACACCAGUCUAAGUAGAAGAAGGGGAGUCCCCCAUGUAAAAAGUGACAAGACAAAGAGAGUGUAGGACUUCAAAUGAAAAUGAGAGAUAAGUACUCUGGGAAUUCAAAGACCAGAGACAUCAGUGAUGGUAAGAUGGUCAUUGCUGAGGAGUUGAAAUUUGAAAUGGACCCUAAAGGAUUAGUAUAUUUACUAUUUGGCAUUUUAAGGAAGAAGCUCCAUCUGUUUUAAGUAAACAUUAGCUGACCUUCAUCAGUGCAAAUGUGGGAUUCUAAUACUGCCCCAGAAAGCACUUUUGCUCUUACUCAACACUGCCCCCCCCCCCCAAAAAAAAACCCUAUUGACAGGGAAAGGGUCUUUUUUCUCCUUAUGUAGGGAAAAUGUCUCACAUGCUAUUAAUCAUGUCUCUAUCAUGGCCUUCCCUCCAAACUUUCUAAUUUAAAAUCAUGGUUAUUUCUCUUUGUGAACUAGGACAAGAGUUUCAAUAGGUAUAGAUCAGACAUCAGUGGGACCCUUCCUGUUUUUGUCCCUCUUUACUGUGGCUUCCUGCAGAGAGCCUUUACAGUUAAACCCAGGUGGGAAAGUCCUAAAUUCACCUAACCAGUCCUGCAAAUCUUGUUUUAAUUCACCUUAGAAAUACACACACACACACACACACACACACACACACACACACGCAUAAUUUUCAUUCAUUUUUUUCUCUAUUCCUACCAAAAUAAAAGGUGUAAUUGUAUGGUUUUUCUAUAUAGCCUCAGGAAGGCAAAUAAUUAAUCUCAUCUGGCAGUGUGGUUUUCCUACUUCAAUCUUAUAUACAUUCUGUGAACAGGUCAUUUUAAUAUUGGUUAAUUUUAUUAUUGCUGAUAUCAGAAAGAUCAAGGGUGCUAGUUUCCCUAGCUAAGGCAUCUCUUUCACAGUCAUAGAAAUGAAAGUGAAGGCCUGGACACUGAAAGGAGACAAAAUGGUUUCCAAGCCCAGUACAAUGGUGCCAUGGAAGUCACCUAGUAGUAGUGGUAAGGACAGAAAGUCAAGGAAAAAGGGACAGGAUUUGGUUCUUAGUGGCUGUAUACUAACUCCCCAAUGAAUUCCAAGGAAUACCACUUCCUUCUCUCUCUCUCUCUUUUUUUUUUUAAUCACUGAUAUAUUUCUUCUGGGCCAGUCAUAACUAAUUGUGAGAUGUUCUCUUUGCCUUCCUGGUGACUUUGGAGGAGAAAAGGGAAACUUGGUCUUGUGACAUAAUGCUUAAAAGGAGAAAACUAUUAAGAGCAUAUGUGAAUGAGGAUAAUCUUAAAGAAGUUAUUGAGUGUGGUUUGUGAAAUUCCAUAAUGCCAGACACUUUGUAGGGGGGAGGAAUUGAAACUUUGAAAUGAACUCUGACAUCAGUAUAUCUUGUCUAUGUGAUUUUGUAACUGUUAACAACUGUUUCAGUAAAACUCAACACUCUAAGGGCCUUACAAUAACCCGGCACUAAAGUGCAAAAUGUUCAGAAGAAUUUUUUAGCCUUCAAGAAAAAAAUCAAUUUAUUAAAUUGACAUGGGAUGGCUGCAUAUACUGGGCUGUUUGUACUUUUUUAUAUACAACUUUAAUAGCUAAUUCUGCUAAGACCAUUUUUUUAGAAAAUACCAUCACUGACAAUGUUUCAUAAAAAUAAGCACACAGACCCUGGAGGAAGACUUAGCUGUUGUCAUCCAGAAUUCCAAUGGUAUGAAAUGGCAUCUGUGGAAUACAGUUGCACUAUUUUUUUUAAACUUCUCUGGGGAUUUGUGCCAUUUGAAAACAUUGGAAGUCCUGGUGGGUUUCGUUAGUAGCCCAAACCCCUCUGUAGCCAUUGAAGAGAUACUGAAGAUAAAAUACGGAAAAUCCAGGAACAAUUGUCUUACAGGAAAGAUGCACUUAUUUUAUUAUUUCAAUUGGAGACUUGUAGUCAAUCAUAAGUCAUGUGAUUUCCCUGAGCCUCCUGGGCAGUUUUCCUUGGACAUGCAUAGAUGUCUACACUGCUAGUUUCAGUGUGAGCCCUUACCUUGCCUUGCCUUGCUUAUUUCUAUCCCCACAGAUUCAAUACACCCUCUUCCCCAUGUUCAGAAACAUUUCUAUGUAAUUUCCAUGAGAAAGAAUGAGCAGCAUACCUGCCCAUGGGCAUUGUUUUUUACAUAACUGAUAGUGUAGACAAGAACUGAUUUUCAGAAAAACAUGCAUUAAUUAGACUUAAUUAGAACUCUUUCUAAAAUAAGCCAAGAAAAAUUGGAUGCUGCAUUUUUCUGGUUAACAAUUUUGCAGAAAUCAACUUUGUUUGCAUCAUGUCCCUUUAAGAGUAUGUCUGUAGAUAAUCAAUGAUUUGUGGGGUGUUUUUUUUUCCUUUCUGGAAGAAUUUGGUUCUUUUCCUGGGGAUUAGGAAUGGGAGAGGUGAUAAUAAACUUCAAACCAGUUGAAAUGGAGGCAGUGAUUCCUCUGGGUCUAAAUAUUUUGCUAAAAAUUCAAAUCUUGAUCUUUGUUUUAGAAUCUUUUUAGCAAAAGACUCACUUUUUUGGGCAGUUGCAACAUUGCCUUUGUGAUGUUACUUUUUUAACUAAAAAAAAAAAAGCCACUCAAGAAGUACUAAUCCUGCAAAUUACCAGAAGAUCCCCAAAUUUAUAUUUCUAAGAAGGAAGUUGUUUUAUUUUAUAAGUAAACAACUACUAAGAAACGUAAAGGCCAUUUGAAUGUCAAACAUCUGGAAUAAAAAAAAACAAGAAUGAUGUAUAAAUUACUGGCAUUGGUUUUCUUACUUCUUAAAACCUUUACUCCUUGUUUGCAUGAUCCGCUUUGUUAAAUAUACUAAUUGUAGUUUGAAAGCAAGUGUGUAUGAAUAAAGAUAAUGAUCAUU